CGUUGCUUGAAGUGCAGAUGUAAAUUGACUGCUGCAUAAACUUUAGUGUAGGCACUAGGUUAGCCUAGGCUAGGCUAGGUACCUAUGUAAACCAUAAACCGCAAUCGCGAACUUGCACAAUUUAAACAAAUUUCUGACGCCCGCGCAACCUUCAAUUCCUCCCAUCCCCCCCACUCCAUUCUAUUAACCAGAACACGCCAAUACGUUAACCAUACCAAUAACGUCAGCAAGUCAACCAACUUUCAACCCGAAAUCUACAAACAUGUCUUUCCUCGCCCGUAGAGCCACCGCCGCCGCCCCGAGCCUGGCCCGCGCAUUCAGCGCCUCUGCCCGCCGCGACAUCGCCAAGAUCACGCUGGUCGGCAACUUAGCUGCCUCGCCCGAGGUCAGGCCUACCAGCACCGGCCGCGAGAUCCUCGAGUACUCUGUCGCCAGCAACAGCGGGCCCAAGGACAACCGCCAGACCAGCUGGUUCAAGGUCGCUGCUUUCAUUGAGGAAGGCCCUCGCCGCGACUUCCUCACUAGCUUACCGAAAGGUUCUACCGUUUACGUCGAGGGUGACGCUGUUAUGAGCUCCUUCACCGACGGCGAGGGCAAGACGAAGACUUCUCUUAGCAUCUACCAAAAAAAUCUAGAGGUUCUCAAGCGACCAGCUCCCACCGAGUAAAAAAAAAACAGAAGAAGAAUAUGGAUGAUGCGUGCGGAGACUCUUUUCAGAGCAAAACACUUCGAGCCAGUAUCUUCUUGGAUCGUGGAUCCUCCUCCUCCUUACUGCAAAAGUUUUUCAUGUCUAAU
This is a messenger RNA of Hypoxylon fragiforme, 795 nucleotides long. Its product is annotated as nucleic acid-binding protein. Gene Ontology annotation, molecular function: single-stranded DNA binding. The coding region runs from base 263 to 667 and encodes 134 amino acids. The transcript is spliced from 3 exons. Gene Ontology annotation, cellular component: mitochondrial nucleoid. The record is from RefSeq and is a predicted model, not a curated record. Lineage: Eukaryota; Fungi; Ascomycota; Sordariomycetes; Xylariales; Hypoxylaceae. Gene Ontology annotation, biological process: positive regulation of helicase activity; mitochondrial DNA replication.